CUUUGCGGCGGCGGGAGAUGCGGGAGACUGCGGACAACCGGCGGGCUCGGCUCGGCGGCCGCCGCCGCCUUCUCCGGCUCCGCCGCGGGGGUCGCAGCGGCUGCCGCGCCAUCCUCAAGUUCCCAGCGUGAGGAGUUGGCCGAGGAGGGGAGCUUUGCAUUCGAGACCGUGAGCGAAAGGGAGCCCCGCGCGGCGCGUGGCCUGCCCACUGCUAUGGACAGUGCCAUUACCCUGUGGCAGUUCCUUCUUCAGCUCCUGCAGGAGCCUCAGAAUGAGCACAUGAUCUGCUGGACCUCUAACAAUGGGGAGUUCAAGCUUUUGCAGGCAGAAGAGGUUGCUCGUCUCUGGGGAAUUCGCAAGAACAAGCCUAACAUGAAUUAUGACAAACUCAGCAGAGCCCUCAGAUACUAUUAUGUAAAGAAUAUCAUCAAAAAAGUGAAUGGUCAGAAGUUUGUGUACAAGUUUGUCUCUUACCCAGAGAUUUUGAAAAUGGAUCCAAUGACAGURGGUAGGAUUGAGGGAGACUAUGAAACUUUAAACUCCAGUGAAGUCAGCAACAAUUCCAAAGAUGUGGAGAAUGGAGGGAAAGAGAAACCACCUCAGCCUGGUGCCAAGACCUCUAGUCGCAAUGAUUACAUACACUCUGGCUUGUAUUCUUCAUUUACUCUCAACUCUUUGAACACCUCCAAUAAGAAGCUUUUCAAGUCAAUAAAGAUGGAGAAUCCUGCUGAGAAACUGGCAGAGAAAAAAUCUCCUCAGGAGCCAACACCAUCUGUCAUCAAAUUUGUGACAACACCUUCUAAGAAGCCUCCCAUUGAACCUGUUGCUGUCACCAUUUCAACUGGCUCAAGUAUUUCCCCGUCUUCUGAUGAAACUAUCCAAGCAUUGGAGACAUUGGUUUCCCCUAAACUGCCUUCCCUGGAAUCCCCAACUUCUGYAUCCAGCGUAGCUACCAGUUUUACCCCUACACCUCCUGUUCCGUCCAUUCCCCCUUCUUUGAAGGAGCUUCCUAGGACACUUUCUCCACCGCUGGGCUCCAACCCAGACAUUGACACAGACAUUGAUUCAGUGGCUUCUCAGCCAAUGGAACUUCCAGAGAACUUGUCAYUGGAUCCUAAAAAUGAAGAUUCAGCUUUGCCAGAAAAGGACAAAACAAAUAAUUCAUCAAGAUCCAAGAAACCCAAAGGGUUAGAACUGGCUCCUACCCUUGUGAUUACAGGCAGUGACCCAAGCCCACUGGGGAUAUUAAGCCCAUCUCUCCCUACAGCUUCUCUUACACCAGCACUUUUUUCACAGACACCCAUCUUGUUGACUCCAAGCCCCUUGCUCUCCAGUAUCCACUUUUGGAGUACUCUCAGCCCUGUGGCUCCCCUGAGUCCAGCCAGACUGCAAGGUGCUAACACGCUUUUCCAGUUUCCUUCUGUACUGAACAGUCAUGGGCCGUUCACUCUUUCUGGCCUGGAUGGACCUUCUACUCCUGGCCCAUUUUCCCCAGACCUGCAGAAGACAUAACCUACGMACUUGUGAAGUGAGAGAACCAAGGAACAAAGAAAUAGACACUCGACAUGAUUGYGUUUGAAGUGAGAGAUCCAUAGUUCUACAAUGCUGAUAAUAUACAAUUGUGAUUUUUGUCAUUUCCCACUGAAAUACCUUUUUAGGAUUCCCUCCCGUURGGACUCAAUUUGGAUUAUAUGUAAAAAUGCCUUAAUUGGAGUCAAACCUCCCUCUCUCUUCUUUUUUUUUCUUUUAUAUUUUGAGCUUUGUGUUAAAGUAAUUUUGGUGGGGUUUAGCAGCAAUGCUUUGCAAGAGUGGUUAAGAAUAGAGUUAACUCCUGGCCAUUGGGACCCAUUGACCAGGAGAAAAAAAUUAAAGAAAUGUUAGGUAAAUGAAAUUGGCCAUAUCUUUAGGACUAAGUGUGCUCUGUUGAAUGAGUAAAUGUGAGUUUUUUAAAGCAGUGGGAGAAAAAGAACCAUUCCUCUUCAUACACAGUAAGAUUGGUGUAGUACUACGGAGGAGAUUUUGUUUUGUGCGAACUGCAACAUGUAUAAGCAACUCCAAAGAAAGGCAUCUUAUCUCCAAAGAAAGGCAUCUUAUUUCCAUUUAUUCUGGGUGGGUCUCUUAGCUACAUGCAUGGUCUUCUCUGGACCUGUCAACAGGGCUUAGAGCUAGUCUAUUUCAACAUAAGAUAUUCAACUUAGGGUAUAAUAUGGUUUUUAGAACAUUCAGUGAGACUGUGGGGACACCCCCCCCCCCCAUACACACAGACAUCUAGCACAGUAACGUCUUCUCUCUAAACAGUGAUUCCAUACCCAUAGAAURCAGCAUGGCACAUGAUGACUUCUAGGAGGGUGGACUUGGGUUUUGAAAAUUGGAAGCAUCUCUAAAUUAAAGGUUUGAUUACCUUGAAGCAACACAUGGGGCUUUUCCCAGUUAGAAGAUAGCCAAAGAGAAAGAAUCUUGCUCCUUCCUAUCUGGUUUACCCCAUUUCCUGCUGUAUAUUUAGCAUCUUUCCUUUUAAACCAGAGGUUAUUAGGGGUUGUGACAGUGUUCGGAUGUAAUUAGGAAGGUAGACUGCAAAGAGAAGCCUUCUAAUCAGUAGUGAGACAAAGAUGUGCUUGUUUCUUUCAGUUUCUCUCUCUCUCUUUAGGGAAGAACAGAUUUCAUUUGGCAAUGCUCAGACAUAGUGAUUGCAUUGUUAGACCUUCAUCUCUAUAUUAUAAGAUUUAUAAAAUAUUACCUUAGGUAAGUCAAUGCCAGGUGUGGACAGAUAGCUUGAUUCCCAGACUGAGUUACACCAGUAUCACAGUGGAAUCUUUUGAGAAGUUUGGCUUUAAAGUCCAGGACUAAAUUAACAUGCUUCCACCACCACUGUGCCCAUUAAACUAGUCUCUUAACCUUGUAGUUGAAUCAUGGGAACUAAGUGGAAUGAGGGAGUAAGACUUGAGGGCUCAACAUGACACUGUUACAAGCCAGCAUCUUCCAGAUGCACAUUAUUUGCUUUAAGUUUUAUUUACAUACCGUGUAGAAAAGCUUUUGUGUAACAUACUGUGCUAUCUUAUCUCAUUAGCAGUGGAAGGAAAGUCCUCGAUGAGCUGCCUCUGAAGGUGUGUGUUGGGGACCUGUUACUACUUUGUUGGUAKUUACCAGCUGAACGUUCUGUUCCUGAGAUGUGCAAUAGUAGUGUUGGAAGGUAGUGGUCAGUAGUGAUGGGAACAGACAUUGGACUUUCUUCCCAUAUUGAAUUAUUUAGCUUUCAUACCUGUUUUAAAUUAGAUCCCUGAGCAGCUCUUUGGAAUAGUUUUAUUAGGCUAACAUUUUGUAUAGUAAUUAAUUAUUGAUGGUUGAUUUAAAUAGAUGUUUUAAAUUCUGAAAGCACAAAG
Messenger RNA from Urocitellus parryii (Arctic ground squirrel), 3380 nucleotides. RefSeq names its product ETS transcription factor ELK4 (gene Elk4). The record is from RefSeq and is a predicted model, not a curated record. Gene Ontology annotation, biological process: cell differentiation; regulation of transcription by RNA polymerase II. Lineage: Eukaryota; Metazoa; Chordata; Mammalia; Rodentia; Sciuridae. Gene Ontology annotation, molecular function: DNA-binding transcription factor activity, RNA polymerase II-specific; sequence-specific DNA binding. Gene Ontology annotation, cellular component: nucleus.